Conger conger (European conger) is the source of this 6509-nucleotide messenger RNA. RefSeq names its product WW domain binding protein 1-like. The transcript is spliced from 8 exons. NCBI's taxonomy places the organism in Eukaryota, Metazoa, Chordata, Actinopteri, Anguilliformes, Congridae. The record is from RefSeq and is a predicted model, not a curated record. Bases 457 to 1704 code for a protein of 415 amino acids.
CGUCGAACUUCGAGCAGCGUUUUCUAUUCUGAUUGGUCCAGAUGGCACUCAUAACGUAUUCGAACAAAUCUGAGUCGAAUGCACUGACAGUUCGUUGGAACAACUUUACAGUACCUAAAUGAUAACAACUACUAGGGUGAUGCUUGCUUCCAGCAGAGGACUGUUGGGAAACCCUGAUGAGCUGUCCUUUCUCCGGACGGAAAUGGCGGACAGUUUGGCUUUAGACCUGGAAAGAGGAAGAUACUCACUGCAACAGCACCCGGCGAUUAUUUUAUAAUACCAAGAAACUUUUGGUCAUGGAUUAAGAUACGAGAUGGAUGCGGAGGAUGGUAAACGCAUCCUGCCCAGGAAGCCAGGUGUUACAGAAGCAGGAGACAUGGAGAACAGGCGUUCGUGGCUCCAGGAGUGGCCAUCCCCUGGCGUCACCCUAGAAUCAGUGACCAGCUGCAGGAGCAGAUGACCGUAUCCCCACAGAAUACAGACAUGACAACCAUUAGCCAGGGCGUGGAGUACCAGGGUUCUGGUAGCCUGCCCCUCAUCGGUAGCCCUAAGUACUGCCCCUGGGUGAACCGCAGCGGUGGGUACCUCUGUGAGACUGGCCACUGCUGUGGAGAGACAGGCUGCUGUACCUACUACUACGAGCUCUGGUGGUUCUGGCUUCUCUGGACAGUCCUGAUAAUGUUCAGCUGCUGCUGUGCGUAUCGACACCGCCGGGCCAAGCUGCGGAUCCAGCAGCAGCAGAGACAGAGGGAGAUCAACCUCAUCGCCUACCACGGGGCCUGCAACUACCCCACCUCCAUGCUGGACCUCAGUUUCUUGGCGUCGUUUAAGCUCCCGUCGUACGAAGAGGUGGCAGCCCAGCCCUGCACGCCACCUCCGCCGUACAGCUCGGUUUUGGCCCUGCAGGGGGGCGGGCGCUACGCCCACGCCGGCCCCAGCGGCAUGACGUCCUCUCAGAGCUCCGACAACUACACCAGCUGCUCCUGCGAAUCCUGCUCGGGCACCUCCCCCUGCAGCACCUCCUUCUCCGUGCAGGUGACCUACGAGACCGACACCAGCAACGCCACCACGCCCAGCGAGGCGGGCGACCUCCAGCCUCUCGACCCCAGCCCUCCGGUCACCAGCCCCACCUCGCCCCAACCUCCGCUCCCUGCGCCUCCCUCACCCCCGCUCGCCUCUCCCUCUGCCCCAUGCUCCCCCACGCUCCCACUCAGCGACCCCCUGACCGACCCCCUGACCGACCCCCUGAAGGAGCCGGCGGAAGAAGGAGGGGAGCGUUCGGAAGAGGGCCCUUCCCCGAAACCCGCCCUGUCUCCGCCCAAACACGCCCUGUUCUCCUCCAAUGUGGACUUCUUCGAGCCCGACUGCCGGACGCCCUGCGCUUCCGACGGCGAGGAAGAGGACGUGGACGCGGAUGAGAGCCAGUACCGCCACCGGAGGCUCACCGGCGACUCGGGCAUCGAGGUGUGCCGCUGCCAGGUGGAGAGCGAGGAAGAGGAGGAGGAGGAGGAGGAGGGCGCAGAGGCGGAGGAGGAGACGGGGAAACUCAAGGAGUCCGAGGGGGAAGGGGCCCGCACUCUCCACGACAGCGCAGACUGCUCUAAUCGAGCCCAGAGCCGGAUGAGUGAGGAGUGCGGCAGUCUGUGCAGCCCCGGUUCCGCUCUGCUGCAGGAAGAGGCCGUCAUCACGGUGGAGUCCGCCUGAGGGAUCCCACCGCAGAACAGACCAGCGGGAGGAAAGAGCGAAAACAAAAAAGAACCAAACGGGAGCGUUUCAAAUUACAGGGAGGGGGCCUAAUGACAGGACCUGGCAGACCUGUGAUGUCAGCUAGUAUGCCCACGUUUGCACAGAGGCCCAGAAAAUAAGAAUAAUAAAUGAUUUGUGGUGCAUAUUUGGAAAUUCAAAAAAGCAUUACCACUAAAGAACCUGCAGGAGAAAAUGCGGCGGCCCCGAUUGACGCUAGUUUUCUUUUCGCGAGCCGAAUGUCGGUCGCGCGUCCCAGAACAAGGGACAUUUUCUGUGGAGCGUCAGCGAGUGUUGGUGAGCUCGCGCUGGGACCGGUCGCACAGCAGACCGCUGCAGCUGGGCGGUGUGAAUGAGGUCAACACGACGUCUUCACUGUAGAGCCCUUUCUCCCUGCAGUGCCUCAACAGCACUCUAGGGCCACCCGCCCUCUCUCUUCUAGCACGCCUGUGCUAAACCAGCGUUUAUCUCCAUUCUGACGUCAGUGAAACGAGGGGCAGACAACGGUCGUUUGUUCUGCUGCUCGACUGUAACGGCGAGCCUGUAACACGCUAAGUUACUCUUCCCUCUCUGCUGCACGGGCUGCUUGGGGGUGAUGAUUAAUAAUAAUAAUAUUUAUAAUAAUAAGGCAAUAAUAAUGAUGGUAAUAAUGCGCCAGAUUCCACGAUGCAUUGAAAACCAGCAGAGGGUGUAGUUGGCCUGGGUCCUUUUCAGACGAAUGGCACUGAUGCGCUUGGUACAGUUACCUGUAGCAAUGAGCCUGGGUACUUCUCCUACAUUCUGUACACAGCAUUGUAAAUGGAGCUACAGUAUAGCGCAGCGUUUUCAGUGGAGUUAAAUGCCGAUUGCUGUCUGAGCACUCAAGGCUCAGAAUGGAGGAAGUCAUGUCUACACACCAGCCCUCCUCUUCCUCUGUUCUGUGCGGGCUUGGCGUCCCUCACAAGUCCCCUGUGAUUCUGAAUCACGGAUUGUGUUCUGUACAAUCCAGAUGGUCACCUCCUGCUUUUCCCCGCUCGGUCACCUGCGGGUUUCUGAUUAUUGACGGGUUUAUGGUGCUCCCAAACCCUCUAAAGCUCCACUGGAUAUGCCUUUUCCGGAAUGUUCCUAAGAUACAGCCAGUUGGAAUGCUGUGGCUCUAAAAGACGAGAGGCAGAACCGUACGGUGUUAAGAACACAGAGCUGACCAUCUGGAUGGUCUGUAGUGAUAUCAGUGGCUGAAUGUAAUCGCCCACGUGUCACACACAGGUAUUUAACUCAGAGCUAGGACGUGUGCAAGGAAUCUGAUACGGAAGAGUCCAGCACACGGGCUGAACCCCCAAGUUGGGCAGCACUGUUGCUGUCAGACAAAUAUGUCUCAUUUAUAUACAGCAGAAUUCAUUUUUUAAUUGGUGUGUUUUCCAUUCUCCUUGUCAAGACUACGUUGCUGCGUUUUAAGCCUCUUGGGCAUGAUGUUAUUGUAAGUGCCAAUGGGUUCACAGUGGACCUAGUUGCAUAUAGAUUGGUUAAAUUAAAAAAACGUUUUACCUCCAUAGUGUAUGCGUUUUGUUUGAGAUGCAUAAUGUCUCGUACCCCACCUGUGCAAAAAAUCUAUCUUGUAAGGAAAUUGUCAGGUGGUUUUGAAUUAUUUAGAAAAAUAUAUAAACAUCAGAGAAGUCUUAAUUUAAGUAUCAGGAUUGUAACUUUGUUUGUUUUUGUAUUCUGAAAUUCACAUUAAAAGCUCAUAUAUUUUUGGUCUGGUGGUUGAGUGGAGACCACUUUUAACACCGUAGCAAAUGCAAAUGAACUGCCUGCUUUGGUAAUGAGCAGUUGACCGUUCAAGCCUGAGUCUGACGGUGCUGAACAGAUCGCAUACGAAAUGCUGUAUUUCUGACUGCCCAGAUUCUUAUCAACCACCAGCAGAUCACAACCAUGCUCUCUGGGGAGUUUCAUUCAAAUUUUUAAACUGACGGUAGCAUCUGUUCUCCCACACAUCCCACUGCCCCUGUCUCAAUUACAUUUUCUUUUAUUUCUUUACUUGGAAAGUCAUGUGAAACUGAGCUCGGCUCAGACCAACAUAAUUUUCUUUGAUAUAAUUUUUCUUUUACGUAUAAACAAUAUGUGUACUAAACUUAUUUGGCAACUACCUUUAAUGAGGCUGCAUGUGAAUUUGUGUAAUGUGGAGAGAAGUGAUGGGUUGGGAAAAUGUAUGUUUGUUCAUCAGGUAGCCAGUGCUUUUGGCAUGUGAAAUGUUUACAAAGGAAUGAACCUGCUCAUUUUUGUGAGCUGAAAGCGUACUGUUCAUACCCCAGCUUACAGUAUCGCAUGUUUAUUCAGACUAUAUAACUUUAGUCAAUGUUUAGUCAGAAUAUAUAACUUUAAUUCAUCCAAAUUGAGUUUCCUUACUAACAGCAAUAUAAUAUAAUACAGACAUUUCAGUGUUCCGAAAUCCUUUUGAGGGCAAAUAUUUUUUCAUAUAUGGAGAAUGUUCCAUUAAGGCAGGUUUUUGCAGCACCAUGCAGUAUUCCACAUUGUGUAAUAUACACAAAAUGAGAGAGCAACAGUGUCCUCUAAAUAUUCCAACAAUUUUUCAAUAUGAACAAAUUUUUCUAGGCUUGUCAAUGGAAGCGUCUGAAACCGGCUAAGGUCCACAGCCUUUGUCCCACAAAUGAAGUUGAACAAAGAUAUUUUGUAGAACAGAGCAUUCUAUUGAUGUGAGGGCGGACUGGUACUGACUGGUGUCUGGCACAGCCUUCUGUCAGAGACACGGGAACCGGGUGAGAUGAGAAGAGUGGGGACAUCACACACACGCACACACACACACACGCACACGCACGCAUGCGCGUGCAUGCACGCACACACACACACGCGCGCGCACACACCCACACACCAGGGUGCUGCUCUCAGAAAUGCUCUUAUUCAUCUGGCAAUUGCUCCUUUUGUAAUUUGGAAUAUUGUUGCAGGGAAGGAUCUAGAAGGGGUGGUUUACUGGCCUGGCCUACUUCUUGAAUGGCCUACACACCCUGAGGUUUCAAUGGAACUAGAUGAAGAAUGUACAAAGCUUACAAAUAUGAAUCUUGAAUCAGAGGCUGCUAAUUCACUAAACCCGGUUUGUAUUCACUUGAACCUGUUUAUUUAGUUGCAGUACGAAUGAAGACAUCUGUUCUGAAUUGCUUUGUAUCAUUUCAACAAGCAGGUGCCAAUGUUGUUGAAAGCAUUUUGCAGCCAUAUCGUUCUCCUUAAAAACUUUUAAGGACAGUUUCCCGUUGAUUGAGAGGGACGUGUUAUUUCUUCUCGGUAAUAAAUUAAAAUAUAUAUUCUUGCUGUUGCUUGAUGACAGCAAAUGGUUCUUAAAAGUGCCAUAAAAUGGUUAUUUUGUAGUUUGCUUCACCACCACCCAGCCUAUACUUAUUUACCUCCAACUAAUAAAAUGUAAAUUAGCUGUAUAAACCUAGAAUUUUGUUGUAAAUAAAAUAUAUGUAUUCGUAAAAUAUAUCGUAUGGAUAUUAUUUGAUCCUGUUGUCUGCAAUACAUCACCUGUAAAACCUUCUAAAAUGUUAAAAGUAUAUUUUAUUGUUUUGUAUGUGUGCGUGCGUGUGUGGAAAAUAUGAAAUUAUGGUUUUCAUUUCAUUUAUGGUGUUGAGAAGUAGAAUCUCCAUAUCUUUAUAUCAUUUCAGCCAGAAUGGUGAAACUGCACAUUUCAAACCAGAAAGCUUCAUUUUUAAGGCCACUGAUCAAAUGAAGUUUUCUUUUUAAAGCUGAAUUUAGACUAAAAUAAAAGCAUUUAAAAAGAUUGGAUCCUGUAUUCACAGGAAAUGUUUUGUGACGCAUGAUCGAGAAAAUCAUUGUGUGAAAUGUUUUUGGGGCAUCAACAACCAGCUACUUCCAUUGUUUGUUUGUUCACUGGCUGUGUGAGUUGCUGACUGUUACCUUGUUUUACCUUGUAGUUUCAGAGUCGCAAGGGUCAAGCCGAGUGCUUAUGUUUCUUAUACUAUGUAGUGCUCUUGCUAUGAAUAAACAGUAUCUUCUAUAUUUUAAUACAUACAUUUUCUGAAACCAAAAAGCAAAAGAACCAGGAAUAAAUAUAUGUAUGAACAAAUAAUUUCAUGGUUGACUGUUUAAAUAUUGGCUUUUAUUUUAUUUUAUUUUUUCUUCUGUGGUGCAAGGACAAGGGUUCUAUUCUCAUGUCCAGUACUGCUACUGUUGAAAGGACACGCCUGUAGAUGUGAGUGAGUAGUACAGAUCUUUGUAUAAUGCCUUUUUAAUCUUGCCAUGUCUCCAUAAAUCUUAUAUACCACGCAUGGAAGAAAGGGAGUGACAUCACUAUGACAUCAUUAUUAGGGCACUGAUCUCCAGUUGUUGAGUGUACGAUUGACUAUUGCUGAUGGCGAUGGUUUAGAUGAUGUAUACCUCUUCAAAGGUAAAGGGCAAUUGUUUUCUUUAAUCUGAUAAUAUCAAGUGUGUGUUAUUUCCUUUAAUUUGAUGGGGUACGUUUUGUUUAUUUUUAAAUUUGAUGACAUGGGGAGACCUUUGAUAUGUACGAUAGAGGUAUUUGUUGUCUCAGUUCUUCCCUAAUAUUAUCCUCACUCUUCACUCUACCCGGAUUGGUGAAUUAUUUUCUAACAGAAUUAUUCUUCAGGUACUAGGUUUUACAUGGAAUGUGCUUAACGUCAUCAGUGUGUGUUUGUCUGUUGGACUUGGCAGCCAGCACUGCUUAUGAGCCAACCCUUGAACAUAAAUAAACGUGUGAACAUAAAUUGUGUGAAAAUAAAGUGUUUCAUACAUCCCCA